AUGGACAAAGACGUGGUUGUGGUGUGCUCCCAGAAGGAAAGAGCAAACCUUAGCUGCAAAGACGGUUAUGUUUACGUGCUUGACAAGAAAGUAGUUUCUAGGCACCAUUGGAAGUACGAGAAGCGAGGCGAAUGCAACGCUAGAAUGAUCACCAAACUUCCUAUAGAAGGUACUCACAAGAUCAUCUCGAAGACAGGGACCCACGCAAGCCAUGCUCCGGAUACCUGCAAAGUUACAGUUCUUAGGACUCAAGAACGGAUCAAAGCUCUGGUGGCGGCCUCGGAUGAGGCACCCGUGAAGAUCGUGCAGCAGGUCAUGGUAGAUGUGGCAGCGUCGUCAAGGCAGUACCCUCCACGCAAUGAAGCCUUGCGCCAGAUUGUGAGAAGGAAGGGGAAAGCGGGCUGCUCACACGAGCCGUCUGCCGUGCAGGAGCUCAUCAUCGAGGGCGAGUUCAGGACAACUUUAGAUGGCCGGGAAGUUCUGCGAUGCACUGCCGCGUCGGCAGACUCCACCGUCUCGCCAGGAAGGCGACCGUCCACCCUGCGUCUACUCCGGAUUCCUCAGGGCUCGGCUAAGGUCUCAAUGGCCGACUGCGCCGAGCGGGGCGUUGGAGGCGUGCCGGCGGGCGUCCCCUUCUCGGGCCCCUCUUCUUGGAACGGCACUCGUGUCUACCCGGACGGCGUGGUGUGGGACGGGCCGCUGAUCCAGCGUGUGGCCACACUGUCUAUCAUCAUGCUCUUCACGCUGACCGGCAACUUGGCCAUCCUGGUGGUCCUGUCCAGGCCGCGCAUCGCCAAGAGGGCCUCCCGGGUGAACCUCUUCAUCUUCAACCUGGCGCUGGGGGACCUCGCCGUCUGCCUCUUCACGCAGUCAUCCGAAGUGCUGUUCGAGGUCUUCGGCAGCUGGGUGCUGGGCGGUGUGGCCUGCAAGGUCAUCGUGUACCUGCAGAUCGUGACCCUGGCCUCGACCACGUUCAUUCUGACCUCGAUGAGCUACGACCGGUACAUGGCCAUCUGCAAGCCCCUCGAGUCCAGGUCGGGCCUCAGGCGCGCCCGCUGCAUGGUCGCCGCCUCCUGGGCCAUGGCAUUCGUCUUUGCCACUCCGCAGCUCUUCAUCUUCCUUCAGGUCCAGACGGGCGUGACAGCAUCCGGUCUGCCCCACCUGGAAUGCCUGAGCGUGGGCUACACGCACCACUGGCAGCGGCAGCUCUACUUCAGCUGGCUCACGCUCUAUAUCCUGGUCGUGCCGGGCCUGCUCAUUUCCGUCUUCUACCUCAGCCUGCUGAGGGCCGUGUGGGCGGCCUCCGACGCCGUUGCCGCCACUCCGGCCAAGGACAGCGGCAACGUGGAGUCCACACUACGGCGCUGCACCCAGGCGCAACCCCUGCUGUCUCGUGCGCGAGCCAAGACGCUCAAACUGUCGAUCUGCAUCAUCGCCAGCUUCGUGCUCUGCUGGAUCCCGUACUUCGCCGUGCACAACGUCCGCAUCCACAGCCACUACUGCAUCAAGAUCCCCCGGGUCGUCAUCGUGUUCGCCGAGACACUGGCCCUGCUCAACAGCGCCGUCAACCCGGUCUUCUACGGCCUCUUCAACGUCCACAUCCGUCGCGGACUGCGAGAUAUCAUUCGAGCGUGCAGAAGACGCAGCAACUUUGGGACCGAGCGCGAGUCCACGAUGCGCAAGGGAGGCAACGCCUUCACCACGUCAACGUGUGCUCUCGAAGCGUCCUCGGGCGACUGCUGUACAGGACAGCCCUUGAAGGCCCUGGCCUCGAUCGGUGCGGGAAAGUUGAUCACUAACGGGAACAUAGCUGUCGUCUGAAAGUGGUUUAUUCGAAGCUCAAGACGACGCCACUAAGAUGUUGUUGGAUCAACCGGUCUCGUGAAACGUGCACCCACAUGCAUGAUGUCCGCGGAUGAAGAGCACGACCGGAGGAAGCCGUUUCCAUAUCAUAGUUUACGCUCAGGACCUGGAAUAAGCGGGCUUCGAAACAUGACCUGCAUUUGUGUGUGCCGACUCUUCUGCGAAUGUGUUUACGCUGACCUACUAGUAUGAAAGUAAGGCUACGGUUGACU
Ixodes scapularis (black-legged tick) is the source of this 2075-nucleotide messenger RNA. Its product is annotated as gonadotropin-releasing hormone receptor. Lineage: Eukaryota; Metazoa; Arthropoda; Arachnida; Ixodida; Ixodidae. The coding region runs from base 1 to 1821 and encodes 606 amino acids. Gene Ontology annotation, cellular component: membrane. The record is from RefSeq and is a predicted model, not a curated record. Gene Ontology annotation, biological process: G protein-coupled receptor signaling pathway. The transcript has 5 exons. Gene Ontology annotation, molecular function: G protein-coupled receptor activity.